UAAUCGUAUUUCCUUUCUCUCAAUUUUCUAUGUUCGUCUGUAAGCACAAUGAAGAAGAACAACAGGAUGUCUACCACGAAAACGGAUGAGCCAGGUGACCUCUACAUCCCACAGUCCCAGGAUCCAGGGGAUCUUCAAAAUAUGUUGGAUGGAGGAGAGUAUCCCCCUUUCGUAUCUCCUCCCAUGUUAGAGAGCACUUUUAUCCAGGUCAACAGGAGAGGCGAAUCCAUUUACCUUCAUAACCGAGCCAACUGGGUGACCGUAGGCAUCUGUUCUUCCAGUCACACCCAGAAGAUCCCCAACGUAAUGCUCCUGGCACAUCUGACACCCACUGCCCAGAAAGAUACAGAACCCACGUUUGAAAGUCUCCUGACAUCUCCUUCCACAGAGAAACUGGUGCUCACCAGAUUUCUUCCUCUGCAAUUUGUGACUCUUUCUGUGCAUGAUGCUAAGAAUAUGUGCCUCAAAGUAAAGCUGGUGAGUGGUCGAGCCUACUACCUACAGCUCUGCGCCCCCGCAUAUAAACAGGAAGCCCUGUUUUGUCAAUGGGUGGAACUCAUUGCCCUCUUAAAUCAGGAGAAAAACAAAACUUCCAAAGUAUCAGAAGUCUCAAGCCUCUCAGAAAUCACAAACAGCACAGAAAUCACAGGCUCUGUGGACAUCAUGGAUAUUGCAGCAUUCAUGGCUUUGCAGACCCCCUACGUGCAUCCAUGCACAGACCCCACAUGUGCCAUGGAUAGUGUGGAUUUCUCAGAAUUCACAGACGUCACCGACGUCACUGAUGUCACAGAUGUUCCAGAAAAUGAGAUUACAGAGACCCCAGAUGUAAGAAUCGUCACGGAAGUCACAGAAGUCAUAGACAUAGCUGAUGACGCAAACAGGUCAGAGGUCACAGUGGUGUUUGAAAACGAGGACAUACUAAGGGCCAAGGAGGAGGAAAAGGCAAAAGAUGAAAACAUUCUGAGGACUGGGUGUCUACGAGAUAUAAAAACUAAGAAUGAGCCCAAAGGACCCUCCAAACAUGUCACCAUCUCAAACGUAACGCUGACUUUUGAAGGUGAAAGACAUUUCCAAACUACCUUAACUCCAGAAAAAAAUGAGGCAAAUGUACAUGAAGAGAUGGAUGACAUAACCUCUGCAGAAAAGACUGAUUUUAAGAAUACAGCUCUCAAGGUUGAAAAAUCCAGGUAUGUGAGGCAGGGAAAUGCUGAGGGGUUCUAA
Trichechus manatus latirostris (Florida manatee) is the source of this 1221-nucleotide messenger RNA. It is a transcript of the gene GARIN2, whose product is annotated as golgi associated RAB2 interactor family member 2. The transcript has 4 exons. The record is from RefSeq and is a predicted model, not a curated record. Bases 49 to 1221 code for a protein of 390 amino acids. Lineage: Eukaryota; Metazoa; Chordata; Mammalia; Sirenia; Trichechidae. Gene Ontology annotation, cellular component: nucleus.